AUGACAUCGUUUGUAUUACUGCGGUCUUACAACCUGCUGAUUUUGGUCUCCCUGCUUGUUUGGACGUAUUACCUCGGCAGCGUGGUGUACAAAUCUAAUCCAUUUCGAUCUUUUGUACCCUUAGAACGAAAGGGCGUAGCGACCAUUUUAGGCUGGACGUCGCUUUUUGAAGAUUCGAUCGAAAGCAUUUUCGGUUCUUCACUUGCUCACUGUCCGCUAGUGGACUGCGUGGUGACCAACAACAGGACUAUGCUGAAUAAAAGCCAUGCAGUAUUUUUCCACGAACGCGACUUCAGCAGAUCAGACCUUCCCCAUGACCGCUUUCCUUGGCAGUACUUCGUCAUCGCCAACUGGGAAGCUCCGCCAUACUUGGGUAGAACAACGUCUUCAAUUGUUGACAACUACUUUAACCUCACCGUAACAUACCGACGUUCCUCUGAUAUUUUCAUUCCGUUUUUCUCGUUCGACGAAUCCCAUGACACCGGAAAGCAGCUGCAAACGGACGAUGCUCUCAUGAAAAUGGCCAAACACAAAACGAAAUUCGUCGCUUGGUUCGUCAGCAACUGUAACACCCCAAGCAAACGCGAAUAUUACGUAAAGGAACUUCAGAAGCAUAUCCCUGUUGAUAUCUAUGGAAAAUGUGGACCUCUGCACUGCCCCCGCUACAGCGAGAAUUGUUCACAAUUACUGAAAGACGACUAUAGAUUUUACCUCGCCUUCGAAAAUGCGAUUUGUCUGGAUUACACAACCGAAAAGGCACUUACGGCGCUGAGCAAUGACGUCGUUCCGAUUGUUCUUAGCCGGUCGGUCGCUCGAGCUCUGCUUCAGGACAAUAGCUUCAUCGCUGUGGACGACUUCGCGAGUCCAAAACUCCUUGCUGAGUUCCUAUACAAGUUGGCUGAGAACCCUUCAGAAUACAUCAAGUUUUUCCGGUUCAAAAGGAAAUAUACAGCCACAAAACAUGAACUCAUUAUUAAGUCUGUCUGUGAAAUAUGUCAACUGAUUUCGAACCCUCAGAGGUCAUCGAUUCCUCGCUACACGAAAAAUUUUCAAGAAUGGUUCCUACGUGACAGCAAUUGCUCCUCCGUUGCCCUGCCAAACGACACUUCACUUCACUCACAAUAG
This is a messenger RNA of Soboliphyme baturini, 1125 nucleotides long. Lineage: Eukaryota; Metazoa; Nematoda; Enoplea; Dioctophymatida; Soboliphymatidae. The record is from the annotation of a GenBank genome assembly.